Messenger RNA from Amphibalanus amphitrite, 1761 nucleotides. Its product is annotated as pro-resilin-like. Lineage: Eukaryota; Metazoa; Arthropoda; Thecostraca; Balanomorpha; Balanidae. Gene Ontology annotation, cellular component: extracellular matrix. The coding region runs from base 705 to 1175 and encodes 156 amino acids. The record is from RefSeq and is a predicted model, not a curated record. The transcript is spliced from 3 exons.
CUUUUUCGACUUGCAAGUCAUGUUGGUAGCCAUGUGGAAAGCGGCGGUCAAAAUAGGAUAGCAAUAAAUUCGGUCAUUUCGAAUGUCACCUAGAAAUCAAAUUAUUCUUAUUUCUUUGACUUGAGAUAAGCUAAUUUAGGGGCCCUAUAGUUAAAAACAAGGCUGCGGAGUCGAUGGAUUUUCGGCGACUCCGACUCCGACUCCGACUCCGGCUUUCAAAAACCAGCUCCGACUCCGACUCCGACUCCGGGCAGAAUUGUCGACUCCGACCGACUCCAACUCCCGACUCCGACUCCGCAGACUUAGCAGGGCUGCGGAGUCGACAGAUUUUCGGUGACUCCGACUCCGACUCCGGCUCGGGUUUCUAAAAUCGACUCCGACUCCGACUCCGACUCCGACUCCGGUCACAACUGUCGACUCCGACCGACUCCGACUCCGACUCCGACUCCGACUCCGACUCCGCAGCCCUGGGUCACUUAAAAAUGUCGCAAAUCCAGCGACGACUAUGUUUCUCUCUCGCACUCGACGCUUCACGGCGGUGUCACCGAUGCCGUCUGCCCGUGUGAAGAUGGCCCGCCUGUGACCUUGGCCAGGCCGCUGCCGGUCCGCCGUAUAAAAGCAGCCCGCUCUGACCUGCAGGCCACCAGUUGACGGAGACAGUCGAGACCGACUCAUCGGUACCACAGAACUCCACUGAGACGAUCAUGAAGCUUCUCCUGGUGCUUGCCGUGCUCGGUCUGGCCACCGCUCGGCCCGAGGAGCGCGGCUACGGCUCUCAGCCCGCCAGCGGCUACGGAGCGCCCCCUGAACAGGAGGGAGCCGCCUCCGGGCAGCAGCCCAGCGUCCAGACGGCCUACAGCACGCCGGACGGAGCCGCCUCCGGACCCGAGGGCAACGUCGCAGAACUGCCGGCCUCCUACAACUUCGAGUACGCCGUGCAGGACGACGAGAGCGGCAACAACUUUGGCCAGCAGGAGACCCGCGACGGCGACGCCACGUCGGGCUCCUACUAUGUGCAGAUGGCCGACGGCCGCAUGCAGAUCGUCAACUACUCGGUCGAGGGCGACUCCGGAUACGUCGUCGAUAUUCAGUACGAGGGAGAGGCAAACAUCGAUGCCGCAGCGUCUGGCCAGGAGGGAAACGUGGCAACGCCCAACCAGUCCUAUGGACUGUAAAUGGAGCAGCAUCAUCAUCGGUCUUUGGAGUUGAUACUGCAGCACUUUUUUGUGAUUACCUGAUACUGCGGAACUGAUGUAAGCGAUCGAACAGAAUGUCUCAAUGUGCCAUUGUGUAGAUUUGAGACGAUUUCUCAUCGAGAGGAUGGUUAUUUAUUUGAGUGUGUAAAUAACUUAUUUAUGUCAUGUGUGAUCUUUCUGUUAUGUGAUCUGUGUCCUGAAAUGAAAAAAAAAUACAUGCAAGUUUAUCUUACAUAGUGAACUGAUGAGCUUUUCUGACAGACGAUAGGUCCUACCAAAGCAAGUAAAUGAUGUACCCGAGUAAACUUGUCUGUUGGUCCAUGUGCCAUCGAUCAUCAAAUACGGCACCGAUGAAAUCGGCUGCUGUAUAUUACACCGGUGCCUUUCGUUGUAUACCAAUCAUCUUUCAGAUAUCUGAAUGUAUAUCGUUCAGCCGUUUACAAUUUUUGUUUCACCCGUCUUAUUUUUCUUUGGAUGUCUUUAUCACCCUGUGCAAAAUUAAUGGACUACGUUUGGAGCGAACCGUGGUUCAGAAAGAUAACAAAUAAAUAUCUACCAAAUUUAA